UGAUUGGUAUUCAACAUUACAAAAAUCAAAUGUAAAACUUAUAACAAAUCGUAUUAAACAAAUUAAAUCACAUUCAAUUAUUACUUAUGAUGGAGAUGAAUAUCCAGUUGAUAUUAUUAUUUGGUCAACGGGAUUUCAAACACAAAAAUUUGCAUUACCUAUUUAUGGAAUUAAUGGUUGUUCAUUAGCUGAACAAUGGUCUGAAACUGUACAGGUAAAUUUAUUUCAUAUAUAUAUAUAUGUGAGUGUAUUGCAAUUUUUUGGUACGAUUUCUUUUCAAUGUUAUUCUUUAGCUCAUAUGCUUGCUGGGUAAUGAGCCGUGUAUUGUGAAAAAAUUGUAGUUUAUAGAUAAAUGUGUUUAGAAAACGAAAUUUUAUAAAAAUCAAAAGCAAGGAAAAAAAAGAUAAUAAAUAAUUCAUUCUGUAAAGAUUGAAAUGUUCUGUCGAAUUAUGUCUUUCUCUAUUUCCAUGCCCAUUCAUCCUAAUUAUUGUAUGACAAACGUUUGAUCAUUUUCGUGUAGAGUGAUCUUGUGUUUCAAUUUUCUCAAUCUUUCUACAAGUUGAAGAAAAGUGAAUGUAACUUUUUUAAGUGAAAGAUUCUUUUUCGGAAAACAAUUUGAUAAGAAAAAAUCUUCUUAUGAACGACUCUCCUUUUCAGUAAGGAAAGGAAAACGAUCUUUUUCUAAACAUUCAAAUUUCAUUCACUUUUAUUGCGAAUAACUUCUGCACAACUCAUCCCUUUUCGAUCGAAUUUCUACUGUAGAUCUAUUUUUUAGAGUUGUUUACCUGUCUACAUCUUAUCACUCUCGAGAAAUUCGCAAUAUGGUAAGGCUUCUAAAAAUCGAGAUACAGUAGUUUUCAGAUCCCCGAAAGACUAAUUUUUAACAAUGUCAUUUUGAAGAGCACAAAAUGAGGUGUCAUCGUGUUUUCUACGAUAUUCCUUUAAAAAGUUAAAAGUACCACAAAAACUGUAAAAAAAAUACGUUGUUGGUGAACUUUUUCUAUCACUUUACAUUCAAAGACCGUAUAUUAAUAACAUCUCAUUGUAAUAUCUGAACUAAACCAUUGAAAACAGAAGAUGAUAUUGCAUCGAAUCAUAUAUUAUAGGCUCUCCUAAGAUGUUUUCUGAUGUUUUUUAUAAUUAAAUUUUUUAAAGAAAAAUGUCGGAAAAAUGGUUUCUUUUAACAUAAGAGAAAAAAGCAAAAAUGUGAUUUUUUUCACAGCAGUUGAUUGAAAAAUCGGUCGAGAAUUUCGAUUAGAAUGUCUAUGGCUCUUGAAUAAUCAAAUCUAAAAAUCUGAGACUUAUGUAGUUUAUUUCAAAAAAAAGUCGAUUGAAAACCUGAAAAAAACUUGUAAUAUAUGAUUUCAUGCGUCUUCAUCUCCUCUUUCUAAAAAUGAAAAUCACAGCUCUCUAUCUUGUUUGUAUCAGAAAUUAUUAAAAAAUUCUCAUCCGGCUUUCUUUUGUGAAAUAGAUAUUACUUCCUUAUGAGAUACAUUUCUGGAGGAUUAACACAAAAGGAUAAUGAAGAAAUGUAUCUCAAGAUAGAUAGAAUAAAAUAAUCUCUCUGUGAUUAAUGACAUCGUGUUUUUUGUAUUUUAAUCUCACAGGAAUUGUGAUAAUAAGUUUUUUGAAAAGAAUAUAGACUAACCUUUUUUAUGUAAUAGAUUAGCUAAAACUGAGCUAAAAUAGUUAAUUUUAUCACAUAGAGUUUAAGUGGACUACCGCAGCUUGUAGAAUGACAUUUUUCAUAUGAUAUUUCAAGUAAUAGUGAAUCAACAUGGAUUGUAUCUUGUAUCAUUGACUUCGUUUGAUUUCAGAAAAUUAUUCUAUUUUUAUUUCAAAUGUCGAUUAUGGAUUAAAAAGUAGUUUCACAUGUAGCAAUUUUUCCAUUUUUGAUAUCAUGUUUACACUGAAAUAGGAAAAGUGUUAGUAAACUUUUGCUGUGUAAUAUAGGCAUAGAAUAUAAUAAAAAAAUAUUACUGAGAACAUAUUUAAGUCUACUUUUAGUUUUCGAGUCGAUCAUAUCAAAAUGUUGCAAUAUACUACUAUAUGCAUAUACAUACAGUGGCUCCAAAAAUUAUUCAUACAGGUGUAAUUUCGACUUUUUUCCGGAAUGGUAGCUCGCAUUAAGAAUCCAAAUAGUGAUUUGGAUAGAGAAAAUUGUUUCCAACAAAGAUCCCAGAAAGAUGAAAUUCUUAUAUUAUUCCCUAAAACCAGGAUCUCUAGAAAACCAAAACC
This is a messenger RNA of Rotaria sordida, 2238 nucleotides long. The record is from the annotation of a GenBank genome assembly. Lineage: Eukaryota; Metazoa; Rotifera; Eurotatoria; Philodinida; Philodinidae.